This is a messenger RNA of Synchiropus splendidus (mandarinfish), 576 nucleotides long. RefSeq names its product kinocilin (gene kncn). NCBI's taxonomy places the organism in Eukaryota, Metazoa, Chordata, Actinopteri, Syngnathiformes, Callionymidae. The coding region runs from base 145 to 576 and encodes 143 amino acids. The record is from RefSeq and is a predicted model, not a curated record. The transcript has 7 exons.
GGACUUAUCUCCAGCUUAAGAGAGCUGCUCGUGUUCUGAAACCGGAGUGGCGUCUUUAAAGAUGUAUGAGACUUGUGAAGAGGAAGGCGGCUUUCUGAGGUGGGGAAAGUUCCUCCUAGUAAAUGGGGGGCCUCCGCCUGCUGAAUGAACCCGGUCAGUGUGGGGGAGUACCAUGGGCUGCGGGUGGGCUCCGCCUUGCUCAGCAUUGUGGCGGGCUGCAUCAUUAUUGGGGUGUCCAGGGAGUGCGAUGCUGAUGCUGUGGGUGGUAUCUUCCUCGGAGCAGGUGGCCUCGGCCUGCUCAUAUCGAUCUACCCCUUCAUCAAGGCGUGGCUCAACAUAAACCACAUCCUGCCCUCCUUCGGAAAUUUUCGAGUCCACCCCGCUCCUGUGAAUCCUGCCCCGGAACAAGCCGUGGACGCCCUUAAAAGGGAAGGAACUCAGCUUAACCUUGAACGCUCCAAGAGUCGAAUGGGAACCUUUGCAGAUGGCACUGCGAUGUGUGACCCCAAUGCAGAUGAAGGGACGUCAGCAGACAUGCCCGACGUCUUAACACGGAGGAAAAACGACCCCAUGUGA